AUGGAUGAUGAACAAUUCCAGUUUCUAUCUGGAAUCAUGAUUCAUCCUUUGGCAGGCAAAGUCAAGGAACUACCUUAUACGCCAAUGUCUGCAACAAGUGACAGACUGCAGAUGGAUGAGGACAGUGCAAUUGUUGAAUCAAAAAUCAGUCAAAUAAAAGACAUUUUCCCUGAUCAUGGAAAAGGUUUCUUGACUGCUUGUCUUGAAAUUUAUAACCAGAAUCCAGAAGAGGUGAUACAAAGGAUCCUUGAGGGAACCCUCCAUGAAGAUCUACAGACCUUGGACACUUCAUUGGAGAAGAUUCCACCGCCCAAGACUGCUUCAUCUUUGAGUAGGUAUGAUAAGGGGAAAGGGAAAUUAAUGGAGCCUACAACGGUGCCCUCUACAAUAAUGGUUCCUUUAGCAGGAGAGGAACAAGCUGAAGGACCUUCAUUUUCAUCCUCAUCUUCAGCUGGGAGAUAUGUCAGGAAGGCUUCGACCGACAUGCCUGAUUCUGAGACUCUUGAUUGUAGAGAUGAAAAGAAUUUGGCAAAGACUGCUUUUCUUAUUUCUCAACUCGAGUAUGAAGAUGAGUAUGACGACUCUUUUGAUGAUUUAGGACUUAGUGUUGGUGAUUCAGGACUGGAGGAAACUGAGUCACUGGGGGAGAAGCUAAACUUGAAUAGGGAGAGAUCACGUGAGACAUAUACAGGAAGCCCAGCUCCUAAUGCUUCUAAUUCAAAAUGGAACUCACGUAAAACACCCCAAUUCUAUGUCAAGGAUGGCAAGAACUACAGUUACAAAGUUGAGGGCUCAGUCGCUGUGGCAAAUUAUAAUGAAGCAUCAUUAGUGAAUGAAGCCCAGAAAGAACUGAUCCAUGGCCUUGGGCGUGGUGGUAAUCUGCCUUUAGGUGCAAUUAAAAGGCUGACCGAGACAAAUGAGGAACAGGACGAGGAGGCUGAUGUUAAUGAGAUGGGAGGGCGAGGUAAUCCAGGAGCUACAAGGGGUAGAGGAAGAAGGGGUGGGGCAAGCAAUCAUCACAGGAAAGAUCGAGCCUUGAGGAAGCAAAUUUCUGGGUUCAGUGGUCGUUAA
Messenger RNA from Ilex paraguariensis (yerba mate), 1071 nucleotides. The record is from the annotation of a GenBank genome assembly. NCBI's taxonomy places the organism in Eukaryota, Viridiplantae, Streptophyta, Magnoliopsida, Aquifoliales, Aquifoliaceae.